Beauveria bassiana ARSEF 2860 is the source of this 1476-nucleotide messenger RNA. RefSeq names its product succinate-semialdehyde dehydrogenase. The transcript has 4 exons. Lineage: Eukaryota; Fungi; Ascomycota; Sordariomycetes; Hypocreales; Cordycipitaceae. Bases 1 to 1476 code for a protein of 491 amino acids. Gene Ontology annotation, molecular function: succinate-semialdehyde dehydrogenase (NAD+) activity. The record is from RefSeq and is a predicted model, not a curated record. Gene Ontology annotation, biological process: GABA catabolic process.
AUGUCUGUACUCCAGGACCGUCUAGAAGACCCUUUACUUUUGCGGAGCGAAUGCUACGUCGACGGACAUUGGGUUGAAGCAGCUUCUGGCAAGCUCUUUUCCGUGGACAAUCCAUCCACUGCUGCCAUUGUCGGGCAAUGCCCCGAGUUUGAUGAAGCCGACACCGACGCCGCCGUCCUUGCCGCACAGCGCGCCCUGCCCGCCUUCCGCCGCACGCCGCCGCGGCAGCGCGCCCAGCUCCUGCGCCGCUGGCACAACCUGAUGCUCGAGCACGCCUCGGACCUCGCCCUCAUCAUCACCUGCGAGAACGGCAAGCCGCUCGCCGACGCCGCGGCCGAGGUCCGCUACGCCGCGAGCUUCCUCGAGUGGUUCUCCGAGGAGGCGGCGCGCAUCGCCGGCGACGCGCUGCCGGCCAGCAGCAACCCGGCGUGCCGCAUCGUGACCCUGCGCGAGGCCGUCGGUGUCUGCGGGCUCGUUACGCCGUGGAAUUUCCCCGCGGCCAUGAUUACGCGCAAGGUUGGUCCUGCGCUGGCGGCGGGAUGCACGGUGGUGGUCAAGGCGCCUGCCGAGGCACCCCUCACGGCGCUGGCGCUCGCGGAGCUGGCGCGGCGGGCGGGUGUUUCGCCGGGCGUGCUGAAUGUGGUGACGGCGUGUGAGAAUACGGCGGCGGUGGGAAAGGUGCUGACGACGCACCCGGUCGUCAAAAAGGUGUCGUUUACGGGGUCGACGCCCGUGGGGAAGCUGCUGAUGCGGCAGGCGUCGUCGACGCUCAAGAAGCUGUCGUUUGAGCUGGGCGGCAAUGCGCCAUUCGUUGUGUUUGAGGACGCGGAUCUCGACGCGGCGAUCAAGGGUCUGGUGGCGUGCAAGUUUCGCCUCUCAGGGCAGACGUGCGUAUGCGCCAACCGGGUGCUCGUGCACCACGCCGGCUACGACCGCUUCCUGGCCAUGCUCGUCGACGUGGUCAAGACGUUUCGCGUAGGCGACGGACUGGACCCCUCUACGACCCACGGACCGCUCAUCCACGGCCGGGCGGUGCAAAAAUGCGAGGACCAUGUCCGGGACGCGGUCGCCCAGGGCGCGCGGCUACUCACGGGUGGUACGAGGCUGCCGCCGCUGGGCGGCAACUACUUUGGCAUGACGGUCUUGGCGGACAUGAAGCCGAGCAUGCGCAUCGCCCAGGAAGAGACGUUUGGGCCUAUUGCGGCCGUCUUUUCGUUUGAUACAGAAGAAGAGGCAGUUGCGCUGAGUAACGAUGUCAACGUAGGGCUUGCAGGUUACUUUUUCAGCAAGGACCACAGCCGGUGCUGGCGCGUGGCAGAGGCGCUGGAGGUGGGCAUGGUUGGUGUUAAUACCGGAGCCAUCAGUGACCCAGUGGCGCCGUUCGGAGGUGUCAAGGAGAGUGGCUUUGGUAGGGAGGGCAGCAAGUACGGUAUCGAUGAGUAUUUGACAACAAAGAUGGUCAUGAUGGCUACAUAG